CCCGCCCGCCCCCGGCGUGGCGGAGUGGUUGUGAUCCGCCCCGCCCCACUGCGGGGUCAUCGUGCCGCAGAUCGGGGUGGUCCUGACGUAGGCCGCCACACGCUCGCUUAGUUGUAGCGCGCUUUAGGGGUCGCUGUGAGUCGGCGUGCGCCAUCCUGGACGACACCAUGCCAAAACAGCGGUCCUGCCCUAGAAUAGACUCGCCCAGGAUCACACUAAGAGUAAUGUGCUAAGGUGUCCUGGAGUAGCCACAGCUGCAGCUAGAUACCGCUUUCCCACAAUUGAAGGAUAACGGUUUUUCAAAUGCAACUUUCUUAUGUCGUUUAAGGUUUAAAUGCCAUUAAGAUGAGGCUUGAUUGUCCAAGCCAAAAGGGAGGGAAAGUUGCAGCAAAAUCGUUAGAAUUUUCUGAGUUUAGAGUAGCAUUGUCUAGGGACAUCACUGCGAACGCGUUAUCUCACGCUGUUAGAAACAGGUGAGCUGCCCAGCGGUCGGGGUAGCCUCACUCUGGAAAUGCUAUUAGUAACAGCUAUGCUGCCUAGCUGUGAGGUGGCCUUACUCUUCUAGAGAAGAUGUUAGUGACAGGUGAGCUACCCACCAGUCGGGGUAUAGCCUCGCUCUAGAGACGCUGUUAACAACAGAGCAGUUGCCCGAGCUUCGUUCUAGAUACGCUAUUAGAAAACGGGUGAGCUGUUCAGCGGUUUGGGGUAGCCACGCCCAAGAGACGCCGUUAGCAAGAGGUGUGCUGCUCAACGGUCGCAGUAGCCUCGCUCUAGAGACGCUGUUAGCAGCAGGUGAGCUGGGCUGGUAGGCGUCUAGAAAGAGCCCUAUCGCCUUAGUGUAGUUUUUGUUCCACUCGCGGCGCAAGGUUGUGCGAGUGAGUACUCAAAAGACGCCGGCUGUGCGGGUGAGGUAUAGACUUAACGCGGAACGCGAGUACAAAGACGUUAUUUGUCAUGUUGUGUGAGUGCCAAAGUGUAAAUAUUUCCUAUGAUUGGCAUCAGUUUUAAGUCAAGAUGUUUAUGUGUACAUUAUAUUUGUUGGAAGUGUUGCUCCUCAUCCAAAGAAUAAAAAGAAAUUUAGUCUUCCCAGGUCUAUUUGAUAAAAAGAAACCCGGAAAAGAAACCAACCGCUACGUGCUUGACCUGCUGUGAGUGCGCGGUCAGCCGCGGCCAGCCUGGGGGGUAGACAGCCCAACUGCCUCACUCUCCCAACUCCCUACCACUGCCCGCCUCCGACUCGCAACUUCAGACGGAAAAGCGGGGAAAAGUGUCCAUGAAUUACACAUAGUCAACCGCAACCUACCAGUUAAUUGAUCAAUUACUUAAUAAUUAAUGAUCUGACAACCAAUCACCACCGUCCUCGAGGUGAAUAGCAGAGAGACACAGAGCUGGUCAGUCCAGGAGGGCAGUCCAGCUGCCGCGGAGCAGACGGCCGGGCCGAGGGCCAGGCGGACAGCUAGGCAGAUGUCCCCGCUCCGGGCCGGGUGCGUGGGGUCCCCCGCCAGGGUCCAGGUCCCAACAGGUACCAGGCAGGUACCAGUCUUGCCCCCGCGCUGCAGGUCGCAGGAGGAACUCGCCGGUCCGGACCACAACAGGUCCAUACAGCACGACAAGCAGCAUGUUGUUGCUCGCGCUGGUCCCGCUGGUCCUCGUCACGACCGUCGUGGGCCAACCCGCCGACCUCCAGGAUGACGCCGACGUCCUCGACGUCGUGGCCGCCGCCCUGGACGACGCCAAGGGCAACCCCGUCAGCGCGUCUCGGGGUGUGGAGGCGGGCCGCGCGCCCAGCAGACGGCCCUGCGAGUGCGCCGACGGCCACUGCAACUGCUGCACGGGCUUCGUCAUGCAGACCCUGGUGAACCUGCCGCCGAGGCAGCGCGGCUGCAUCAAGAUCACCUACGACCCGGACGACUUCGCCUUCGCGAUGGCGCUGUCCUUCAACGACCGCGUGCUCUACAAGAACACCAUCUCGGCCAAGAAUCCUCGGCCGCUGUGCGUCGCUCUGCCCAGGCUGACGGAAGCCAAGAUGUGCGUGAAGCUGAGCAACGUGUACUUCGUGGGAAGGAACCUCCACGCGUGCAUCGACAUGGAGGGCAAGUGGCAGGACACGCAGGCUUUCCAGAUGUCUUUCGACUGCAUCCGCAUCGGCGCCGACGGCGUGAAGGUGGUAAAGCCGGAGGACGGCUCGGGGAUCGCGGUGGGCGUGCCCGUCGGGGUGUCGCCGGCCCCGGACGAGUACGACGAGAUCCCUGCGGAGCACCCGCCAGAGAAGCCGCCCACCAAGCCGGCCAAGCCCGCCAAGCCUGCCAGGCCCUCUAAGCCACCCAGGCCCGCCAAACCGACCGCGAUCGACACCACGGCCGCACCAGUGGCCGGCGUCGCCGCGCCCGCGGCCCCGGCCCCGGUCGUGGAGCAGGUCCCGGAAACCGCGGCCCCCGCCACCACCGACCCCGCGGCGGCCGCGGCCGUGGUGGCAUAAACACGCGCCACAGUAUAUAUUAGUAAUUUAUUCCCUAUUUAUUGACGCACAGAUGAUUAAAAUCAUAACUAUAAAUAUUA
Messenger RNA from Frankliniella occidentalis (western flower thrips), 2559 nucleotides. RefSeq lists its product as uncharacterized. Bases 1619 to 2479 code for a protein of 286 amino acids. The record is from RefSeq and is a predicted model, not a curated record. The transcript has 5 exons. Lineage: Eukaryota; Metazoa; Arthropoda; Insecta; Thysanoptera; Thripidae.